AUGCUGCAAAACCUUUCGACCAAGUUAGAAAACAAGCUCUUGGAAAAUUGUGCCGAUCUUUUAGAAAGAUCAGCCAAGUUAGAAAAUAGGCUCGUGGAAAAUUGUGCCGAUCUUUUAGAAAACAAAGCCAAGUUAGAAAAUAGGAUCGUGGAAAAUUGUGCCGACCUUUUAGAAAACUCGACCAAAUUAGAAAACAAACUCGUGCAAAAUUGUGCCAAUCUAGAAGGAAAACUCUUGGAGUUACACGAAAGUACAGCCAAAUUAGAACAGAACGUGGACUUCCGUUGGAAAAAUCAAGUGAGAUAG
This is a messenger RNA of Acanthoscelides obtectus, 306 nucleotides long. The record is from the annotation of a GenBank genome assembly. NCBI's taxonomy places the organism in Eukaryota, Metazoa, Arthropoda, Insecta, Coleoptera, Chrysomelidae.